AUGAUAAGCAACGAACUGCACUACCUCAAGUACAUCGUGGGAGAUAUCUUUGGACAAUGCUGCAGCGAGAUCGUGGAGCUGAUUCUGCUGUAUGGAAAUAAAUUGACAAUUAAUGAAAUUAUAAAUUUUUCGAAUUACGAGUUUAGUAUCGUGAGGAAUAUUUUACUUUGCUUGCUCAUCCACAACAUCGUUGACAUCCGGAUUAUUUAUGGCAAGUCGCAUGAAUGCAGUCACGCGACAUCUGAGGGGAAGAGGGUGGGUCUUCUGCCGGACGAAAGGGGGGAACGCCGUGGCAGAGCGCCGGUGGAAGAAGCGAUAGAGGUGGUACAACAGUUGGGCUCGACAGCACCGAUAGAAGCAGGCAAAGGUGACGAAGCUGGAGAAAUAGUCAACGUAGCUGGCGAAGUAGUCCACGCAGGUGAAGCAGAGGAAGAGGGGGCACCUCAAAAUGGCCCCCCUACGGGCGAUGCCGAUGAUGACGCAGAGGGUGACGCAGAGAACGACGCAGAGGACGACCAAGCCAUGGAGGAACGACGCAGCAAAACCAACCUGAGAGAAGAAAUGCGCUUCUUGACGUACCACGGAAGCUACAAGUAUAUGAAGGGCUGUAGCUGCGCCUCCUGCAUUUGCAAAAUUAAGAGAGUGGAGUACUGGGUCGUCGUUAAUAAUAUCUACGCCCUUGUUAGAUAUUCCUCCAUAUUUUACUACAUGCACCCGACUCGCGUUAAAAGUGGAGGCACUGAUGACAUGUCAGAGUACCACCACGUAUGUGGCACCUCCUCUGCGGUUGACUCAAUCCCUACCGCUGCUACAGCAACGCACAGUAUUAUGAGUUACAACUUCUUCACAUCAGACAUGAUACACGAUAAUAACAGUAGUACUGUCCAAGAAGAGGAGGAAAACAGUGCCGAGGAGACAUCAUCCAAAAGAGAUAUUAUAAACUUCAUCGAAAAGGUUAUCCUCUUAAGAGUAAUUAAAAAUGGAAGAAUCACAAUCGACGCGUGUGUAAAAAAUCUGAAGCAAGACGAUUACGUAGAAGUGUGUAAAAAGGAAAUCCCAAAUAUAAAGAAAAAAAAACUAAAAUUAAUUUUUUUGCAAUUUAAUGAUCGUACCAGCAAGUAUGAUCAGUCGAUAAAUUACAUUAACGCGAGAGUGGACCCCUCACCGUACGCGAAUAACUAUGCUGCUGUAUAUCACCCCAAUCGAAACAACCACGUGGGUAUGAACAGAGUGGAGGCAAAUGCUCAAAGGACGAACUCAGCCAUUUAUAGCAAGGGUAAAACGCGCACUGCUCAUACGGCUCACCCCAACCACCAAGGAUGGAACCGAACAAACAGCCUUUUAAACUCCACGCAGUUUGACAGGAAUAACCAACAACACUCCAACGAGUCGUUCAACAGUUCCAAUGACAGCUUCCUCUUCUCUGCAGUCGACAAUGUGAAUAGCAUGAGCGGAUACAAUCCUGUAACGAACGCCUACCCAAAUGACAGCAACAAACAGGGAGCGAAAAUUACGAGAGAUGUACUAGGUAUGGUUGAAAAUGCGAAACGGAGAAAGACAACGGAGAAUGAACCAGGGGAAAAAUAUAAUUGUAGAAAUUUUACCAAUAACGAUUCCUUUGAUGGAAAUUUAUUCUCCAUGAGUGGAGAGAGGAACAGAAGUUUGGACCCCCUCGGUAGUAGUAGCUACCUGAACGAGGAUAAUAACAGCAUCAUAAGUAGUGCUUACCCAGGGGGGAGUUCCUAUUUAGGGACUAACUCAUACCCGGGGGGAGGAAGUUCCUAUCCCAGGAGCAGCACCCCCUUUGAUCGCUCCAACACCAUGAAUGUCCAAGCGACAGACAGGAAGAAUCACACACCGAUGAAUAGAGAAAACCAGUAUGAAUAUUUCGACCCCAGGGAAAACACAACGGACAGGUAUACAAAUAAGGAUAACAUGCAAAAUGACCUCUUGGACUAUCUGGAUAACCGAUUUACAUACUUCCAAGCAAACAACGAAGUGCUGACCAUCCUCUACCUAAAGCAAGAGUGUUUUAACUUCAUAACGCACUAUUACAAUUUUAACGAAGUCGAAAAAGGCAUCUUUUUUUUUUUAUUAAAAAAUGUUCAACUCAGUUACUGCGUUGAAGAAAAUAAUUAUAAACACACACCCUCAUUUUGUACCUUUGAAAAUGUGGAAAAAUAUGUAAUAGCCAAUUUAAAAAAAAAAAAUAUAUAUAUGGACAGAAAUGUCGUUUUACAAAAUUUAAACAACUUAAUCAAAUAUCCAGACCAGUUGGUAAAAACACAAUGUAAUGAAAUGAUAACAUAUGCUGCUGAUUUUUCCAAUAUUAAAAAUAUUUACAAAAAUAAAAUUACAACAAAUAUUAUAGAAAAUAUGAACGGGUCAGGCGCUUUACGCAUUUGGAAUUUUCUCAUAGCCACACCUGAACAAAAAGUUAAUGAUGAGGUGAUAAGUGAAAAUGUCUUAAUCCCACUAAAUGAUGUAAGAAAAAAAUUAUAUAAUUUGCUGUACCAUGGGUACAUCAAAUGUCAUGAGUGUAACAACAGUAACGUUAACAAAACAUACAUUAAGCACUCCUUGUCCUUCUCUACCAACGUGUAUUACACAACUAAUAAGAUAAAGGAGAAUUUAUUUACGAUCGCCAAAAAUAUUUACAUACGGAAGCUUCACGAGAAUAAUGAAAUAAACACGCUCCACAAUAAGUCCAACAUUUGUGCGAACGAGGUUGGCAAGGACCCCCCGCCAGACCUGCGUACUAGCCAGGGACCCCCCUCCGGACAUAACGUAUCUACCAAUCAGAGCUCCAACACAGCGAGCAAAAGCCAUCAGAAUAAAAAAAAAAUCAGCUUGACGUCGCGCGAGUAUGCCGUGGACUACCUAGAGAUAAGCUUAAUUAACCUCGACAAAUUAAUUUUUAUAUUUAACUCGUAG
This is a messenger RNA of Plasmodium cynomolgi strain B, 2934 nucleotides long. RefSeq lists its product as hypothetical. Gene Ontology annotation, cellular component: RNA polymerase III complex. NCBI's taxonomy places the organism in Eukaryota, Apicomplexa, Aconoidasida, Haemosporida, Plasmodiidae. Gene Ontology annotation, molecular function: single-stranded DNA binding. The transcript is spliced from 3 exons. The record is from RefSeq and is a predicted model, not a curated record. Bases 1 to 2934 code for a protein of 977 amino acids.